Messenger RNA from Ictalurus punctatus (channel catfish), 2701 nucleotides. It is a transcript of the gene cebpa, whose product is annotated as CCAAT enhancer binding protein alpha. Gene Ontology annotation, biological process: DNA-templated transcription; myeloid cell differentiation; regulation of transcription by RNA polymerase II. Lineage: Eukaryota; Metazoa; Chordata; Actinopteri; Siluriformes; Ictaluridae. The record is from RefSeq and is a predicted model, not a curated record. Gene Ontology annotation, molecular function: RNA polymerase II cis-regulatory region sequence-specific DNA binding; DNA-binding transcription factor activity, RNA polymerase II-specific. The transcript has a single exon. Bases 256 to 1161 code for a protein of 301 amino acids.
CACUGAGCGACAGAUGUGAGGUUAAACACACACAGACGGAGGGUGAAGUCUCUGCUUCUCCACUGAACCUUUCCGUGACACCCGCUUCGCUUUCCAGCCACAACGGGAGCCGAUUUCCUGCAGUCAGGCCGGCGAGUUUGUGCAUUCUAGAAAACUCUUUAUUUAUUUAUUUUCCUGUAAAGUUCGCCCCAGGGUAGUGUGAGCAAGCUGGAUUCCCGGAGCCCUUCACCAUGUCAGGCGGGCUAUAGGUACUCCAUGGAGCAAGCAAACCUGUACGAGGCAGCCCCUCGGCCCCUGGUGACGAACCUCGCCCAGAGCGUGCAGAACGGCUACGGCUACAAGGACGACCUGACCGCGAUCUGCGAGAACGAGAGCUCCAUCGAUAUCAGCGCGUACAUCGACCCGGGCGCGUUUAACGACGAGUUCCUGGCUGACCUGUUCCACAGCAGCGGCGGCGCGCGUCUCGAGAAGCUCAAGCUGGCGAACGGCGGUGACUACGAGUACGGCCACGGUCUGGGACUCGGCGCGGCCGGGCCGCAGCACCCGUAUGGCUGCGCGGUGGCGAACUACGGCGACUCGUCCAAACUCGAGCCCAUGUACGAGGCGCGCAUGAGACCCGUUGCGAUCAAGCAAGAGCCGCGCGAGGACAGCGACCUCGGAGAGCUCGGGCACGCGCCGCAGUCCGGCGCCUACCACCACCACCCGCACAACCAGCACCACCCACACCUGUCGCACCUGCAGUACCAGAUCGCGCACUGCGCGCAAACCGCCGUGCACCUGCAACCGGGUCACCCGACGCCUCCGCCCACCCCGGUGCCCAGCCCGCACCACCAGCACCAGCACCAUCACCAGCAGCAGGGCGGCCUCUCUGCCAAAAUGAUGGGCACAGGCGACAGGCCCAAAUCUAAGAAGCACGUCGACAAGAACAGCUCCGAGUACCGGCUGCGGCGCGAGCGUAACAACGUGGCCGUGCGCAAGAGCCGCGACAAGGCCAAGAUGCGCAACGCCGAGACGCAACAAAAAGUCAUCGAGCUCGCAUCGGACAACGAGAGACUGCGCAAACGCGUCGAGCACCUCACGCGCGAGCUCGAGACUUUGCGGGGCAUCUUCCGGCAGCUCCCCGACGGCUCGUACGUCAAAGCCAUGGGCGGCUGCGCCUAACAGACUUACAGACAUAAUUAUUUUUUCUAUGUUAUUAUUUUUUUUCCUUCCUUUCUUUUUUUUUUUUUUUUUUUUUUGAAGUCCUGCUAUUCCUAUAGCGUCCGCUGGAUAUGUACUAGAUGUCACAGAUCAUAAUUACUGAAACUGUUUCUAUACAGAAGCCAGGCAGCUGCCGUCUACACGUGCCUUUUUUUUGUAUCCCCCCCCAAAGCCACCCGAAAAAACUCAAUAAGCUCCUCUUUGGACUCGCGUCCUCCAUGUGCGAAACGUACAAUCAGCGCAGCUCCUGUUAGGGCAUGACUUCACAUCAGCAGCAGUUGUAUUUAAAAAAAAAAAAAAAGUGUACUUAAAAAAAAAUAAUAAAAUAAAUAAGUACUAACUUUUCUUUAGGGCCGAAAUGUCUAACAUGUGCCCUGUUGAACUGUAAGAACUGCACAAGGCUUCUCCAAAAGCGUAAAAAGUGCACUGAUGAAAAAGAAAAAGGAAAAAAAAAAAACAACACCCAAAAAACAAACAAACUGCUAUUCCUAUUCCAUGUUUUAAGAUGUUGUAUGUUGGAAUUUGUCUACACAUGGACUGAAAACGACAUGCCAAAGCAAAGGACUGGAACACAACAGGCUACAUUCCAAUCCGCCUACUACAUACCAUGCCAAAACUGUGCAGAACUGGUCAUUUAUAGUGGAGCAGUACAUUAUAUUUUGCUUACUAUUUAGUGCCAUAAUGUGCGGUUUGGGAAGUAGCCAAAUCUUCAAACUCAAACUGGUGUCUGCCCUUCAGCUCGUAUGCACUAUGAGUCCUGAGACUGAACGACCCGAAGAAGCACAUUACAAAAUUUUUUUUUUUUUUUUUGGCUCUGAAAAUUUGCUAUACGCUCGGGUACUGAUGUGGAGGGCGCGCGCGCGUGUAUGUGUGUAUGUAUGUAUAUGCGUUUAUGUGUGUGUGUGUGUGUGUGUGUGUGUGAGAGAGAGAGAGAGAGAGAGAGAGAGAGAGAGAGAGAGAGAGAGAGCGCUUUUUUUUUUUUUUUAACAGUCCAAACUUUGUAUUUAUGCAGCAGAAUUGAGAUGAAAUGUGAAAAAGGUGCCUCUAUGCAAUGGCUGUUUGCAUGAUAUAUGUUUUUUUUCUGCAGUGAAAGUGCUCUGUAGCCUAUAUUUUCUUUUUUUUUUUCUUUUUUUAAAUUUUUGUUUCUGUGUAGGAUCCAAUCCAAUCUCAGUGCCUUUUAACUUCUCCAUCAUCAUCAUCAUCAUCAUCAUUGGGAGAAAUGUUUCCCACCUUUUUUUUUUUUUUUUUUUUUUUAAAAGUUAAAUAUAGGCUACAACAAAGAAAAAGCACUUUUUUUGUUUUAAAAAAAGACCACAAGAAAAACAUCAGCCACCAUAUUGCAAAUGUUAUAUGAAUGUUUGUUAUUGAAAUACGUCUCAAAUGUAAAACCAACAUUAUAUAUAUAGAUAUGUAUAUACACACACACACACACACACACACAUACACACACACGCCAAAAAUUUUUACAAAUUAUAAUAAAAGAACAUGGUGUUAAUAAGAA